GCGGAGGGAGGCGGCGGCGGCGGCGGCGGAGGGGGGAAGAUGGCGGCGCCCGUCCUGCUGAGAGUGUCGGUGCCGCGGUGGGAACGGGUGGCCCGAUGGGGUCGAGGAUUUGGUCUUUUGGGUUCCAUUUUUGGAAAAGAUGGUGUAUUAAACCAGCCAAACAGUGUCUUUGGACUUAUAUUUUAUAUACUACAGUUAUUCCUUGGCAUGACAGCCAGCGCAGUUGCAGCUCUGGUCCUCAUGACCUUCUCCAUCGUGUCCGUGAUGGGGUCUUUGUACCUGGCCUACAUUCUGUACUUUGUGCUGAAGGAGUUUUGCAUCAUCUGCGUCACCACAUAUGUGCUGAACUUCCUUCUCCUCAUCAUCAACUACAAACGACUGGUUUACUUGAAUGAGGCCUGGAAGCGACAGCUGCAGCCUAAGGAAGACUGACGG
Rattus rattus (black rat) is the source of this 435-nucleotide messenger RNA. Its product is annotated as vitamin K epoxide reductase complex subunit 1-like protein 1. The record is from RefSeq and is a predicted model, not a curated record. Bases 40 to 432 code for a protein of 130 amino acids. Gene Ontology annotation, molecular function: vitamin-K-epoxide reductase (warfarin-sensitive) activity. NCBI's taxonomy places the organism in Eukaryota, Metazoa, Chordata, Mammalia, Rodentia, Muridae. Gene Ontology annotation, biological process: vitamin K metabolic process; peptidyl-glutamic acid carboxylation. The transcript has a single exon.